Anthonomus grandis grandis is the source of this 1238-nucleotide messenger RNA. RefSeq names its product transforming growth factor beta regulator 1. The transcript has a single exon. Gene Ontology annotation, cellular component: nucleus. Lineage: Eukaryota; Metazoa; Arthropoda; Insecta; Coleoptera; Curculionidae. Bases 99 to 1091 code for a protein of 330 amino acids. The record is from RefSeq and is a predicted model, not a curated record. Gene Ontology annotation, biological process: regulation of cell cycle.
ACGUCACUUAGACUGUCAUAACAUGCUUAUAAUUGCCCCACUGGUUUUUUGUUUACUUAUUAUUUAACCCAUUAAACAAACACUAAAAUUGCCUCAAAAUGAGUUACGAAUACCACCAGCACAAUAAUUCUUAUCGUCGCCCGCGUCCCACCUCGGUAAAUUAUCGCCAAAAGCUCGCGGUACUCAAAAGAAUGAUCGUGGAAUAUGUGCACGAAAACGCCGCGUUAGUAGACGAACUAGAAGAGGUCCAAGCUAAAAUAGUGAUGCGAACCGAAGAGAGGAAGUUCUUGUUAAGAAAACUGUGCGAAUAUGACCCAUUGGUUGCUGCUGAGGUGCAAAAUGCGGCCCAAGGUGGAGCCAGGGCGCCCAACCAUUCCGCCGAGGUGAAAAAGUCUAAGAAGAGGCCCUCUGACUCUUCAAGUAGUGACCGAAGAUCUUCAGUGUCGAAACCUAGGAGACCCAGUGUGAAAAGCAGCAAAAAGAAACUGAUACCGCCUGUACCAGUGGACAGUAAUGGAAGACCAACAUUUCCAAUAGAAUUAGGAAAGCUCACAAUCCAUUCUUUAGGGGAAAUUAUACCAGACAAACUGGAAUUUCAUUCCGAAGAUACAGUGUUUCCAGUCGGUUAUGUUUCAACCCGAAUAUAUGGCAGCUUGAGAGAACCCACUAUCAAAUGUGUCUACACGUGCAAAAUAUCUGAAAAGAACGGUUUGCCAAACUUUAUAAUAGCCUGUGAGGACGGCAGCUCAGAGAUCGAGGGUGACACACCUGACGUAUGCCAUUCUCUACUAUUACAAAAAAUUAACGACAGCCUUUCUUUGAAUGUGGUUAGCACUAGGCCUAGGGGCAACGAAUUCUUUGGGCUGACACACUUAACAGUUUUACAUCUGUUUCAAGGCAUGCCAGGGGUCAGGAAGUGUCUGAAUUAUAAAUGGACAAGGUUUGAAGUGUCAAAGACAGCCGAGCCUCCAAAGGAGUAUAAUGAUGCCGGCUUAAGUUUUGAUUAUUUGCAACGGAGCAUUAAUAUGUGCAAGUAUAAGAUGGCUCCCGACGUGCUUCAAAUGCCUAGUGAUUUUAUUGAAGGCAUUUAAGUUUAAUUGUAAUUUUCUUUUUAUAUUAUGGAUGUUUUGAUGUAAAGGGCCCUUAUUGCCAGAGUGUGUACUAUAUUAUUUUGUAAAUUCUUACUUAGAGUUGGAAUUUGAUUUAAAUAUAUGUAUUCAUUUUUGCUAUGAGUAAAA